UUCAGUGUUUCGGCGCUUUCAGCCUCGUAAAGUGCAGUGCACGAGCAGCGCAUUCCGCGUUCAACGGACGGGACGGUGCUUUUUCGAUCUUUCGUCAACCGUACCACCAGCUAAAAAAUGCAUUGUUAUCGGUACCGUUGGAUUGCCAAAUUUGGACCGAUCUGGUUUGCGGUGGUCUUAUGAGAGGUAUCACCGGAACAGAGCACCAGUUGCAUCCAUCAGCACCGGCUUGUCAUCAUGCAGUGGAGUCCCGGGGGAGCUCCGGAUAUCCUGCUGCUGGUGGCGUCGACGCUGAGCGUCAUAAGGGCGGCGCAACCAGACUCCAAAGGGCUGAUGAGGCGCAGGGAGGCCGGGGAUGAUACUGCUAGUCAACUCAAGAUAGGCAGAGCUAUUGAUAUCUUCACCAGGUACGGCUACCUCAGCCUCUCCAUGAAGGUGAUAUCUCGCAACGAAUCAGACUGGAUGUUCCGUGAGCCAACCAUCGCCAUAUUUAGUGACCUAGAACGGUACGCUAGUCGCCCUGAAAGGGUAUCAAAAAGGCAGCGACGAGUCUUCGAAGGGGAUUUUCACAUGGAAUUCUGCGAUAAUGUACGACAACUAGUGCAAGCAUAUUUCAGAGAUUUUACAUUUGAAAGACUAGACAAACCAUGGAGAGCAUUCACUUCCUCAUGGGCACCAGAGACGCUGGCCAGGAAUUUGGGCAUCAACGCAUCGUUCAUUGUCAAAGAGCACUACUACGUGCUGGUACGAUUAUCCAGAUUCAGAGAAAUAGUAAAAUUGGACCGAAUGCCAAAUAAUAUAAUCUUAGCAGACAUUGUAGCCAGAGAAAUAGAUAAGAUCAAGAUUGGAGACGUAGAAACUGUCUUGAACUUCAUCAGGAAAUAUGGAACCCAUUACAUUCAUUCAUAUGUCACUGGAAACUCGUUAUAUCAAGUAUUUGUCUUCAACAAAACGACUUACCAACAGAUCAAAGACCGUCUGAAGACCCAAGGAAUCGCUCACAUACAAAACCAAGAGCUAUCUCAGUACUUCAGCCCAUGGUACGCAGAACACAUGGGCACAAUCAAAGUAGCAAGUGGAAAUCGGUCUGUGGCCAACUGGGCGUCGUACAAGCUGAAGAACAACUACUAUAUCUUCACCUAUCCUUCUCUGUUGAAAAUUCAUGGUGAUUCAAAACUGCUGGCGAAACUGAACAGCAUGCUAGGCAAUGAAGCAAUACUUGAAAUAGGCAUGAAAACGAUCGCUCCAGCAUUCAAAGAUCCAGCUAAGCGGAAAUGGUUCGAGGAAGUGUUGGACAACUUUUUGAAGCUAUGGGAAAGCAAUUUAUAGUGUCCAACCAUUCUAACAGAUUCAAUUUAGCGAUUGCCUUCUGGUGAAGACUGCAGAAUGAUCUAUUUAGCUGCUCGCUGAUAAUAAGAUAAAUCCCAAGAUUUUGGGCUCAAAUGUGUUCUGUGCCGCAUCCAAAAUGGUACAGUAAAAAUCAUAUGAUUGAUUUAUAGGGAUGUUCGCAAUAUCUCUGCGUUCGUUUUUGUGAAACUGCGUACAAAUAUUGCAUAAAGCAAUCGUCUUACGUCCAUAUCUGCCCCAAAAGUGUGUCGGCCACCGACAGUAUAAUAAAUAUUUUGAAUGAAUGAAUGAAAGUGGAGGCUGUAGCUAUCCUACUUUGUGAAUCUUUACCAGACUACAGAAAAUGCAAAAAGUAUCAUAAACAUAAAUCCUGGGGUACGAAUAUGCUUUGAAUAAAAGAAACAAGUCACACUUCUUUGUUGAAACUUCGGUAUUUUCUUUACAACUGAAUCACAUGAUCUAUAAAAAAAAACUCGCAGCAACCUUACAGCGAAUAGCUUUCGGCAAUUUUGUUAAAAGUAUGCUGUAGGUCUCAACACUUAAAACAAAAAUGUCCAUAGGUCUAAAGUUUUUCCACGAAUAUUUUUCAAGGGCAAUCUGAGCCCUACUUUAGCAAAUUUUGGGUUCAACACAAGAUAUUUUGUCGAUUUGGAAUAAGACUCAUUGCCAUUUCAAACACAUCUGACCAACUAACUCUAAAUAAUCCUUAUUAUUAGGAAUACUGGUGUAAAUUAAAUUUACUUUGUAACCGCAUCAUUUAUUAAGCGAAGACUUUACUAAAGCUGUAUUUCUAUAUGUGGAAGACUGUUCCAAAUCCCUUCUGUUAAAUAUAUUCAUCAAUUUUGGGUACUGACAGUCUUCUUCCAAACUGACGAUGUAAUAGCUGUAUUUGAUAUUAAUUUACGUUCUUGUCUUAUGUACACGGUGGAUCAAAUUUGCAUGGAUCGAGUGAACACAAAGAUUUUCAAUACAUUUCACCAACAACUUUGAUAUCCAGCUUACUCUUUGGAUACCCUGUAUAAUCAGGAGCAGUUUAAAGCGUGUUCCCAAAAGGACGUUGCAGAAUAGUCCUGAAUAUUUUUUGUGUCUCGGAGAAAUACUCUAUCUAUGCAAGUUUGGGCCACCCUGUACAUGUGACCGAAUUGCAAAGUUGCUGAACCAGCCAGUACGGAUGAUGCUGAUAAUGACGUAAAUAAAUACCUAUUACAUAUAUAAUGUAUCAAACCCACAGUGUACUGCAAUUGGGUACGGACUCAACUUAGCCCUUGGAAACUACUUGCGGAAAAACCUUAGGUCCAUGGUCACUUUGGUUCUACGUGUUGAGAUCUAUAAAAUACUACUUUUUAGCACACUUACCUGUACUGUAUUAAUGUAGUAACGCAACCUAAUUCUUAACAACUACAGGAAGUCUGAUUAAUUUGAAUUUAAAAAAAAAUUACGUUGAAUUUGGAAAAAAAUUAUCUGAAAAUUUAAUUUGGAAAAUUCGGAAACUAAUUCGAAGAUGUUGAAAUUAUAGUUUACAAAAACACUCUUAAUUAAUCAAACUAAAAGGUUGUUAAUAAUUUGGAAGUAUCGGAGAGUUUCUGUUACCUGCAAUAGAAAGUUGAACAAUCUAGUAUGACUAAUUAAUUUGGAAUAAUAUAUAAAAAUUAAGAUAUCAACAAAAAAAUUCAAUUAUAGUAAAAAAAGCGUGGGGUGGAUAUUUCCAUGAUAACUCCCAUUUUUAAAAUAGCAACUAAAUUAAGAUUUUAACAUUUAAUAUCAAGCACCCCAUCCUUUUUCACCAUACUUCAAAUUUUUGUUCAUUUCUUUUUUAUAUUGAUCCUUUUCAAAUUAAUGAGUCAUACUUAAUUAUUGGACUUUCUAUUGCAGUAACAUAAACUCUCCUAUACUCUGUUCUACUUUUUAGUUCAAUUUCAUAUUUUAACGCUUUAGCGUGUUUAUUAGUUUUUGAAAACUACAGUUUAUUAAUAAUUCAAAAGCUAUUCACCAUAAAGUUUCUUCACGGUCUUCUGUCUGAAAACAAUAAGAAAUCCAAAAUUGCAAUAAAGACCAUUAAGAGAGUAAGCAGUCAGUGAACCUCUUAUCAAAGCCAUACUCAACCCAGCAUUGGUCUGAACAUCAUGAUUAAUAUGAAUGCAUCUGUAGUCCAAAUGAAGUAGCUUAUCAUCUUAUGACACUGACAUGAAACUACACGAAAGUACCGGGCCUACAGAAUGGGACAAACUGAUACUUUGUAAUAAAUUAUUUCCCUUUGAAAUGUGAUAGUAAUGUAGAUAUAUUUUUAAGACUAUUUUUGUAUAAGUAGGUAACAUAUUAAUCUAUUGCCAAAUUGACCCAUUCCCCCAAAUGUGUAUUGAAAAAACCUGUAAGAGAACUAAAUCAUAUAAAUGAAUAAGAUCUAAAAAACCUUGUUUUGAUUCUACUUGGCUAUAUUGAUAACACGCUGACUUAUAGGAACAAAGAAGCAGUCGUAUUGGCCAGGUCUGAUGUACGAAGUUCGACACGGUUAGGAUGGGAGGCCAAAGUCAGGCGGGUCUAUCUAGCAGCAACAUUGCGCAGCAGUAUCAAGGAGAGAUUUAAGGAG
This is a messenger RNA of Acanthoscelides obtectus, 3934 nucleotides long. The record is from the annotation of a GenBank genome assembly. Lineage: Eukaryota; Metazoa; Arthropoda; Insecta; Coleoptera; Chrysomelidae.